CUAUCCUCUGUAGUACAUGGACAAGCAACGCACGUAUCAGAGUAAUUGUAAGAAAAAACAAAAUUGUAAAAAAAAAACAAUUUUAUUGAUAACAUUAAAGUAUUUGAAAAUAAAAAUGUGGCAUCAUUUUGCAUCAACAGAACGACUGUCCACAAACCGAUCGGAUACACAAUCUCCGUAUGCAAAAAAUUAUCGUACAAAUUUGACACACGAUCAACGUGAACAGCUGUCCCAUCGGCAAAAUAUUUCAAGAAUUCCACGUCGUGAGUUCGAAGAUCGUUAUAUCGCAUUAUUAGAUGAAUACUAUGCGCUAAAAAAGGAAAAUGCUGCGAACAAUCAAAAAAUUAAAAGAAUGGCCACGAAACUGUUACGACUAUCGGCUGAAAGUAAAAGUAGAGGUGCGACAUUUCCACAACAACUUGCACCAAAUGAAAAUCUGGAAAUACAAAUUUAUAGACUAGAAGCAUACAAUUCGCUUUUGAAGGAUCGACUAAAUUCCAUAAUAAAAAAAUAUGCCAAUUGUGCUACAGCGAGUAUAAGUACAAUAAGACGACCAGCUUCGUGUUCAAACUUUUCUAUGAAACGAAAAAUUAUUUUAAGUGAAGACGAUUUACAUUUGCUAGAGAUACCGGAAUUGCCAACACUUAUCACGAGCGAUGUGAAAUUGUCCACGAUCAAAACGGCUUCGAAUAAGUCGCAAGACCAUUAUAACAACAGCCAAUCAUCGAUUAUUUUUGAGAAUGACAUUGCAUCAAUUCAUCAAGAAUCAGGUCCAAGUGAACUAAUCGAAGAAGAAAGAGGUUCAAAUAAUAACCUAAAGAACACCAUACAUAAACUGGAAAUGGAACUGAACGAAGCAAAAACCAUCAAUGACUCGCUACAACAGUUGAAUACUUCACUUGAAGAAAAGCUGACACAUCAAUUGAUGGAGAAGUGCACUGAAUUGGUUGAAUUACGUCGAACAAUGAUAGAAUGUGAAAUGGAACUUCAUGAGCUUCGAGAUCAAUACAUAAAUUUAAAGACUAAAGCAGAAUACGAUUUAGAUGAAGAACACAGAAAAAUAGACGAAUUAACACAAAUUGUUCAAAAUGAAAUGGAUCGAAACACAACCUUGUCAAAAGACUUGCAAUCACUACGAAAUGGUACGGGAUGCAUGGAGAAUAUCAAUAUCAUCAAAAAUGAUGACAAGGGAGAAGUACAACGAUUGAAUGAAAGUAUAAACAAAAAUGGUGUAGAAGACAUCAAUAUUGUGGACGUAUCAAAUAAAAAAGAAGAACUAGAAGACCUGUUAAAUGAGGCAAAAUCCUCUAUAAUUCAGUUACAAGAGGAAAUACGGUUGCAUAAAUUUGAAAUUGACAAACUACGUCAAAUAAAUUUUGAGCAAGAAAAACAAAUAGAUUCGUUACAAAGUAAUAACAAAUCCAAAUCAAACCUGUUGAACAACGAAUUACAUCCACCGUCUUUACCACUUGAGCCGAUCAUUAUAAUUCAACAACAUAAAAAUCAAUCAAAUUCUGAGGUUGAUGCCAAUGACAAAAAAGAAAGUUGUGCGAAAGAAGAGACAAAUUCAAUCGUGACUCCAUCAAUAAAUAAUCAAACAUCACAAUCGGACAACACUUUUAUUAUCACAAAAGAUAAGUCGCAGAAACAGGUGAAAAAGAAGCCAAAACAAUUGAAUAUGAGACAUAAUGUUCCAAAUCCACAAUAUUCAACAACUGAUUCAGAAAUGAGUUCUUUGGAUUCGGAACAGCAUUAUCGUUUAUUCCAGAACAAAAAUCAGAUUAUUCAAAAUUCUAUGAUGUUUAUGGAUUUAUAUCGGUCACAUUCAAUUUCUUUUUCUCAGCGUAUGAGUUUUUUGGAAAAAAUUGCAUAUUAUAGACCAUUGGCGUAUAUUUUACCAAGAUCAAAUGACAUAGAUAGCCAAAGUCAUUUUCUAGCAUGUGAUUGCAAUGGAUUUGAAUGCGAUCAUCAAAAUGAAAUGUUUUAUGAAGAAAUUCGCAGAGCUGUGGAAAAUGCCAGAUCGAUUAUUUUACAAGAGAUUCAAAAUAAUCCAUACGCUGAAAAUGGCUGUGAUAAUUAUUCUGAAGCCAACAAGUGUUUUAAUGAUUCAAGUGAAUGUCGUGAAUUUUUACGGGUUCAAUAUAAUUUAAACAUGUGUUUAAGACAAGAACUAGAACGAAUAUGUAAGAUAUGUAAAAAAGAGAGACAGGAGUUUAUGAAACAGAUUGACAGUUUGAAAUCAAAGUUGCAAAACUAUGAAGAUGAGCAUAGGCUUGAAUUGGAAAAAUCGGCUAGAAUGCUUUUUAUAGAUCAUGAUGAAGGUUCAUUUGAACUUCAUGUAAAUGCAUUUCGUCCAACGAAAGAGGGUCGCCUGCUUCUUUCUUGCAGACAUGGCGAAUUGGGUUCGCUCUACGUUUCGUGGAACUUUUAUGAAUGCAAAAUUGAGUCAAGGACCAGCAUACGACCGCCACCUUAUUACUCUUAUGAGUCUAGUCAUAUAUAUGUCGUAUCAAUUAAUAAGCAAUUUUUAACACGCUUGCAUAACGAAAAGUUGGUGGUAAAUUUAAUUGCAUCAUCAUCAACUGGGUCGACGACCACAACAAUUGGAUCUGUAAAUAUUAACUUGGCUGAGGUUCUAAUAUUUCCGCAUAACAAAAUUCAAUUGACCACAAAGGUCAUAUCAAUCUCAAAUGAUUGCAAUCAUACAGACACAUUUUGUGAAUGUGAUGUAAUGAAUGCAACCAAAGCGAGGCAUGUGGGAAAUUUAACGCUGUGGUUUCGUUUGACCUGCGAGUUAGACGUGCUCAAAUCGCUGUAUAAUAGAAAUGAAUAUUGGGCUAGUGAACAAAAUUCAAUGAUGCAAGAAGAACAAAACACCUCUAUCACACAACCUAAAUUCAAAUUGAAAAAAUCGUCCAGUAAGUUAGAUGUAACAAAUAUAAAUACUGAAAACCAGCCAAAGGAUGAACAAAUAUUGAUUAUUAUAACAAUUGUGUGUCUAAGAUUCAACACAAACUAUGUUAUACCCAACGAAACAAAAGAACAAAUUCACAUCGAGUAUAGCUUUCUAAAUUCACGUCGACUUAAAACAGAUCGAAAACCACUCUCUUCGAAUCAGUUAAAUUUCAAUUUUACACAGAAAUUUAUGCACAGCGAUCGCAAUCAACAACGCCUAGCGAAUAUUUUGAUAGACGCCGAACAAAGUAUCAAGUUGACAGUUUUCAAAACAAAACAAUUGUCCGAAACAUGUUUUGAAGAUGAAUCUGAAAAUGUCGACGUUGAAAUUGGUUUUGGAUUAUUACAUUUGGGAAAAUUUAUAAGCGAAUGGAACGGCCCCGAUGAAAAUACUCCUGAUAUUCAUAUAUUUGAAAUACCGAUUUUAUCGAAGCAACCUCCCUAUCAUAACAUCGCUUACCUGGAUAUUUCUAUAGAGGAUAUAGCAACAUUAAAGCAUAUGCAGAAAAUAUUAUAAAUGAAUGAAAAAAAAAUUGAUUAUAAAUUAUAAUAAGUUCAAAUGAGUUUGUCUAAGAAUUUGUACAAUUAGUUGCAACCGAUUUUACUCUUAUUUUAGUGUUGUUGUUUUUUUUAGAAAAAAAUGUGUCCAUUUGAAUUUAACGGACAUCGAAGGUCAUUGAAUGCAU
Messenger RNA from Contarinia nasturtii (swede midge), 3641 nucleotides. RefSeq lists its product as uncharacterized. The record is from RefSeq and is a predicted model, not a curated record. Gene Ontology annotation, cellular component: ciliary transition zone. The coding region runs from base 17 to 3472 and encodes 1151 amino acids. Lineage: Eukaryota; Metazoa; Arthropoda; Insecta; Diptera; Cecidomyiidae. The transcript is spliced from 13 exons. Gene Ontology annotation, biological process: non-motile cilium assembly.